UUUUUUCAAGGAUCUCCUCGGAAAGCGUGGUCGCAGGAAGUCUUGCCUCUGGAAGACGUCUGACUUCCUGGUUCCCGAUCGGCUGGGGCGGUUUGCCAGACAUUGGAAUAAGGCUAAGGGCCGGAGGCACAAGGAUCGGAUGCCUUUUCUGAUGUUUUUAUUUUUAAAAAGGGAAACAUACAAGUGGGUGGUUUGCUCCAGUUUGUUUGGUUUACCGCAAGUCCGGGGGGGUUCUUUCGUGCACCUCGGGGACAGAGGAGGCGUGACGCGCUCUUCGAACCUGGGGGGUUGAGAGAGUCAGUUAAUGUGUGGCUGACUUAUCAGACGCAUAGUGAUCGGGGCAUAAAUAUCUGACAAAUACAAUUAUAUACAUUCAUAUACGCGGACAAAAUACUCUGAAGACAUCCGCUGAAGGAACAAGCGGCUCUCGACUGGGGAAAAUGCAGGCCCAUGGAGCGGGCGUGGUAGGAUGAGGAUCCCGACUUCGCGCUGCAGGGACAUCGAGAGGCAGGCCGGCUUCCUCCAGCCCGAGCAGUGCGCCCCACCCCCUCUGCACGGCCCCCCCGCCGCCAUGUGGUUCAUCAGGGACGGCUGCGGCAUCGUCUGUAGCGUUAUCACCUGGAUGCUGGUCUUCUAUGCCGAGUUCGUGGUGAUUUUUGUCAUGCUGCUGCCCUCAAAGAGCCUGACCUACAGCCUGGUCAACGGGGGCCUCUUCAACGGCCUGGCCUUCCUCGCGCUGGCCUCCCAUUUCAGGGCCAUGUGCACCGACCCGGGCGCCGUGCCGAAGGGGAAUGCCACAAAGGAGUUUAUCGAGAGCCUGCAGCUGAAACCUGGCCAGGUGGUCUACAAGUGUCCCAAGUGCUGUAGCAUCAAGCCAGACAGAGCCCACCACUGCAGUGUCUGUAAGCGGUGCAUACGGAAGAUGGACCACCACUGCCCCUGGGUCAACAACUGCGUGGGCGAGAACAACCAGAAGUACUUUGUACUUUUCACAAUGUACAUCGCUUUGAUCUCUCUGCACUCACUGGUCAUGGUGGCUUUCCACUUCCUCUACUGCUUUGAGGAGGACUGGACUAAGUGUAGUACCUUUUCGCCUCCAGCAACUGUCAUCCUGCUCAUCCUCUUGUGUUUCGAAGGCCUCCUCUUCCUCAUAUUCACAUCCGUGAUGUUUGGGACCCAAGUACAUUCCAUCUGUACUGAUGAAACCGGCAUAGAGCAGUUGAAAAAGGAAGAGAGAAGAUGGACUAAAAAGACUAAGUGGAUGAACAUGAAGGUGGUGUUUGGUCACCCCUUCUCGAUAGGCUGGCUUAGCCCGUUCGCGACACCUGACCACGGGAAGGCCGAUCCGUAUCAGUAUGUGGUCUGAAGGGCAGAGCCAGCUCAGCCAAGCCCACCCCAGUCGCCCGACCCAUACUCAGAUACAGACUCACGAGGGCGCUGUUGAGGGCGAUGCCGACCUGGAUUAUAACCUAGACUCAAACUCUUCUUCUCAUCUUUUUUAAUCUGUGCUUUUAUUUUUUUCUCUGUAAACAAUCGAUGCAGAGUAUUAACCUUUCAAUAUUUUAUUUACUUGUCUGCUUGUUUAUUCUUUGCCUGAAACUGUGUACUGUUGUUAAUUGCAGCACUUCCUCUCUUUCACACUGGUGUCGCUCAAACCCUUGAUUGAAAGGAUGUCAGAGCACAGGCCCUCUCUGAUUGUGACAGCAAUGUGUAAUGUGAUUGUGCGAACGCUCACGAGAACACGGUGAGAUUUCUGCUGACUGGAAGUGUGAUGUCAGAGCCAGAACUGAGAUCCCAAACUUCUUGGCUGGUUGAUUCAAAGCCCGGCUUAUAUGCAUGCUCUUUCUGCUUAUUGGUGGGACUGGUCUGGUCUACUUACGAUUGGGUGUUGUGCUGUCACCAUUUGCCAAUCAGUGUAGUCUGGCUGAUUAGAUUGCAGGGCUUUAUGACCUCCCUUCAAUCUGGGUUUUGAUAUUUGGCCCUACCAUGUGACAUGGCGUGAAGUGCAGCUAAAGCUUUCUUGGUGUGCAUACGUGAACGUGGAUCUGCUCAAUGCAUAGAGUCCUCGUCACAUGACCACCACGAUCUCUUCCUUGGUUUCUGUUCCAGCUUGGACCCCCACUCAUAGAGCCCAUGAAUGAAUGGGUCGUUGCGUAUGCUUUGGCUCUCUGUGCCAGUGACUUGUGCUAAAGUCUGUGAACACACCAGUGUUCUGACCUGUGCAAGCUCCAGUGUGCCACAAAAAUGACACUUAAUGAAGAAUUGAGUUCAAGAAUACCACGAUGAAUCUUGAACUUUUUCCAUAGUUGGGAAAAUACUGAACUCCAUAAGGAGAGCUUGAAUUCAUCAACUGAACAAGUGUUGCCAAUUUUUUUUUGUUUUGUUUUUAUUAGUUAAUUUUCCGAAACGGGAAUUGUGACGUGGUGAGACAGUUUGUGAAUUGUGCCACGUUCGCUUUCAAGUGUAUAGCUGACUCAUCAGCACCUCCUACAGGACUGCCACGGGAUGGCUGCCAGUACAGAAAUGUUCUAUUGUCCUAGGUGGUUUUAUUUGCUCUCUGUUAUAUGGCAAUGUGUCACUUGCAUUAUGUAUAGACAGUAAUCGGCUUGGCAGGGCUCUCGUCACGGGGGGGCACACGCUGCCCCCAAGGAGUUGUGACUGGUGUGAAGGGAACCGUUAUAAUUAAAAUACCUGCCCUGAUUGGCUGGCUUUGUGAAACGAAGAAAACGGGGUGGACAAAUAUUCGUCGGCUUCAUUUUUUUGAAAACAUGCCAACACUUUUCUCCUAGUAGAUUUGUUUUUCUUGUACCAUGGAUGUUUUUUCCACUUCCAGCUGGAAAAGGAAAUGCUUAGCGCCUUCCUACGCAGGCUUGGAGUCCAGCGCUCUCAUAAGGGAAUUCCGUUCAGGAGCGAGGUUUAAAUACAAUAUACUCAUCCGGAAGUCUCUCCGAGGCUAGCAUAUUGUGCCAUUUGCUGCCUUUCACUUUGAAAGAAAAUGCAAUAAACUUCUUUUUUCAGCCCUGUCUCCUUCCAUCCUUUCCCAGCAAUUCCCUGACUGAGUCUCUGCUUCUCAGUGUGCAUUUUAGCUCCACUAAUUGUUUCAUCUCCAGUACGACAGGUGCACCUCCACGUCAUCGUAACCGUAACCGUUACAUUAACCUGCUCUCUUCCUCCCUUUGUCAGUUAUUAAAGUAAUAGCUUGUCACCCCUCCCUCCCUUUUAAAGUGACACUAUCAGUCGUUGCUGCGUCCUUGCUAAAGCACAGUAGCUCCAGUGAUUAACCCCAAUGUGGUAAGAUGCAGAAGGUAAGAUCCAGCAUAAGUAGUGGAAAUGCUACAAUGUAGCUGCAUUUAGCUAUAGCUGGGUAGAUAUUUGUCCGAUUUUAAGAAUCCCGCUGUUUCAGUAUAUGAUGCCCGCAUGCUAGUGGAAUGUUCUAGAACGAGAGAUGACAGGCAUGUUGCAUGGAUUGCCAUGUUUUCGAAGUAGAACAGUAGGCUGCAGAAUAUUGCAGUGUUGCUUAGAGGUUAGCAAAAGGUCACGUUUUUGCACAUCAUUCUAUUUUUACCUGCAUGCAAUUUUUUUUUUCCAAGCAGGAUAGCAACUCCUUACCUCCCCUUACAGUAUAAUUUCCUUUUACCCAAGUAUCCUUUGUAAUAACUGCCUAUGGGGUCUGUGGAAUUGUAGGAUUUGCUAAAUGUUUCUGCAUUGUAUCAAGGGAAAUAAUUUGGAAUAUUUUGAAAGCAGUUUGAAAUGUAAUUAUGUCUCAAGUUAUCACCUUUAUAAAACAAAAAAACUGUAUGUAAAUUAAACAUGAUUACAAAUGGCUGUA
Paramormyrops kingsleyae is the source of this 3829-nucleotide messenger RNA. RefSeq names its product zDHHC palmitoyltransferase 3a (gene zdhhc3a). Lineage: Eukaryota; Metazoa; Chordata; Actinopteri; Osteoglossiformes; Mormyridae. Gene Ontology annotation, molecular function: protein-cysteine S-palmitoyltransferase activity. Gene Ontology annotation, biological process: peptidyl-L-cysteine S-palmitoylation; protein targeting to membrane. The record is from RefSeq and is a predicted model, not a curated record. Gene Ontology annotation, cellular component: endoplasmic reticulum; Golgi apparatus.